Messenger RNA from Spinacia oleracea (spinach), 819 nucleotides. Its product is annotated as basic transcription factor 3. NCBI's taxonomy places the organism in Eukaryota, Viridiplantae, Streptophyta, Magnoliopsida, Caryophyllales, Amaranthaceae. The record is from RefSeq and is a predicted model, not a curated record. The transcript has 6 exons. Bases 159 to 644 code for a protein of 161 amino acids.
UAUCAGAUAAGUAGAAAGAGCCUCACACUCUCCUUCAUCUCACUCUUAAAACCCCCAUUUUCUCUCAUUCGGGCGACCCUAGUCCUUUGCUUCGCGGCACCGCCGUCCACCUCUCUUUCUCUCUCCUCUAAUCUCCCAAUCUUCCUCUUCUCACAAAGAUGAAUGUUGAGAAGCUCAAGAAGAUGGCCGGUGCGGUCCGCACUGGUGGAAAGGGAAGCGUGAGAAGAAAGAAGAAGGCCGUCCAUAAAACUACCACCACAGACGACAAAAGGCUUCAGAGUACUCUGAAAAGAAUAGGAGUGAACGCUAUCCCUCAGAUUGAGGAAGUGAACAUCUUUAAGGACGAUCAAGUUAUACAGUUUAUAAAUCCUAAAGUUCAAGCAUCUAUUGCUGCUAAUACCUGGGUUGUUAGUGGUGCACCACAAACCAAGAAAUUGCAAGACAUUCUUCCUGGAAUCAUCAAUCAGUUGGGACCUGAUAACUUGGACAACUUGAGGAAGCUUGCAGAGCAGUUCCAGAGCAGGGCACCCAAUGCUAAUGUCGAUGGAAGUGGAACAAUCGCAGAGGAGGACGAUGACGAGGUUCCAGAGCUUGUUGCUGGUGAGACCUUCGAAGCAGCUGCAGAGGAAGAACAGAAGUCUUAAGCUGUUGGAUGAUUUUGUGUGUCCUGCUUUAUUUAUUAAAAAAUAUUUCAGCUUCCUCUUUCCUCCUUUUUGUUUAAUUUAGCAAUUUUUGCUGAAUUUCCUUGAAACAAUUAGUUUAAGCGAUGUGUAUUGUGACCGGAGGCAAGUUAGUUUUACUAAGCCAGAUUGAGUUUCA